AUGGCUACUCUGCGUAUUCUCGCAUUCGAUCCUGACGGCCGCCCAGUCAAAUUCGACACCUGGCUCCAGGACCUGCAGCUGUACCUGCUGAGCGACGCUAGGGACGGUGUUUCGCUCUAUGACCAAGCAACUGGUGCCUCUACUGCCCCACCUUCCUCAGCUGACGCGACGACUCGCUCGCAGUGGCUUACCCGGGAUGUUGCUGCUCGCUUAGCCAUUCGCAACCACCUGCCAGUAGCUGAAUGCGAGCAUUUUGACCAGGCAAAGACUGCUAAGGCCCUCUACGACGCUGUUAUUGCACGCUACUCUUCCCCUGCCACUGCAGCGCUUAGUCGCCUCUUCCUUCCCUACCUUUUUCCCGACUUGUCGUCCUUCGCCAUUGUAGAUGACCUCCUCUCCCACCUUCGCGCUAUGGAUACUCGUUACCGUGCUGCCCUCCCUGCCGAGUUUUUCCCCAAGAACGAGCCCCCGAUCUACAUCACUCUCCACUUCAUAGUGACCCGCCUCCCUGACGCUCUUAGUGCGGUCCGGGACACCUUCCUCGCUCUCCCCCCCACAGACCUCACUAUCGACCUGCUAGGGAAGCACCUUCUUGCAGCUGAGGCUAACAUAGUCGCUGUAGGUGCUACCCGUGGCACCCCUCGCUCACCCUUCUUUGAGGGGUGCUCCCCCUCCCCCCUUGCCCCCUCUGUUGCCUCUGCCGCUGCUGUCGACUUCCUUGGUGCUGAGGAGGUCGGCGCUGCUUUUUCUCCUAGUGGGAAGCACCGCAGCGGCAAAGGAAAGGGCAAGGGUGGUGGGAGUGGCGGCGGGGGGGAUGGUGGUGGAGGUGGCUGGGGCGGCGGGGGUGGUGGCGGUGGGAGUGGUGGAGCGAGUGGGGGCGUCGGAGGCGGAGGUGGCGGCAGCCGCGGGGGUGGUGGUGGCAGUGGUCGUGGUGGCGGUGGGAGCGGUGGUGGCAGGAGUGGCAGCGGCGGGAGUGGUGGCAGCGGCGGUGGUGGUGAUCGCUCUGGCCCAGUUCAAUGGCAGCAGCACCAGCGUCCGCGUGAGACCUUCUCGCCCCAGCAGCUCCGUGAGUGGCUUGCCCAGCGUGCGGCGUCUAGGGGUAGUGGUAGUGGUCGCUGCCCGUACGUCAUUCGCACAGGUCCCCGCGCUGGUCAGACGUGCGGGAAGUUUCACACCCAGCACCGCUGUUUCUCCCGCCUAGACGACGCUUGGCGUCAGGAGAUGGGCAACGAGCUUGAGCUGCAUCGCUGGGCAGAGCUGCUUAGGAUUGGUGUUGAUAUCUUUGCUCUUGACUUUGAUGCUAUCAUUGCUGGAAUGUAUGCUCUGUCUACUAGUGUUGAGGGUGACUGUUACUUGUGUGCGCCGUAUGACCCUGGUAUAGAGGCUGCUGCUCUAAGUGUUAGUGAGUCUGCUCUCUCUGGUACUGCGCCUGCUGAGGCCUCGCACACCUUCACGCUUGACUCAGGUGCCUCUCGCUGCUUCUUUCGCGACAGUACCACAGUCACACCACUCACCAGGCCUGUUGCAGUUUCCCUGGCUGACCCCUCUGGGGGCCCGGUUCUUGCACGCUCCUCUACUGUGCUCCCGUGCCCGGCCGUUCCGUCCGGUUCCCUAUCAGGUCUCCACCUCCCCUCGUUCUCGACGAACUUGGUGAGCAACGCAGUCCUCCAGGAUGCAGGGGUUGAUACCUUUACACCUGGAUGGCAGCGUGUGGCGAUCUACUCUCCUUUGGCACCACCGCCUUGGUCACCCCUCCCUGCCACGUCUUCGUGGCAUGCUCUCUCGCCUUCUGGUCUCUUGUCUUCCCAGGUCUCUGCCUGCGCCGCCCUGCAUUCCUUGCGUCAAGGGGCGGCAGCGCGCCGCUCCUCACUCCUCCUCGUUUCCCCCGACUACAGCCCCUCUGCAGACUCUCCACAUGGACGUGUGGGGCCCAGCCCGCGUCCAGGGACAGGGCCGCGCACAAUACUUUCUGCUAUUGUCGACGACUACUCGCGUUACACCACGGUCUUCCCCUUGCGCAGCAAGGGUGAGGUCCCUGCAUUUUUUAUCCCUUGGAUCCGAGCUGUCCGUCUCCAGCUGCGCGAGCGGUUCCGCACGGACCUUCCUGUCCUGCGUCUGCACUCUGACAGGGGUGGUGAGUCCUCCUCCGACCUCUUGAGGUCUUUUUGUGAGAAGGAGGGCAUUCACCAGUCGUUCGCGCUUCCGGACUCCCCGCAGCAAAAUGGGGUUGCUGAGCGCCGCAUUGGCUUAGUCAUGGAGGUCGCUCGUACCUCCAUGAUCCAUGCGGCUGCCCCCAAUUUUCUGUGGCCGUUUGCGGUCCGGUACGCGGCGCAUCAGCUCAACCUCUGGCCCCGUGUCUCCUUGCCGGAGACCUCGCCUACACUUCGUUGGACGGGGAAGGUUGGGGAUCCAUCCGAGUUUCGGGUCUGGGGUUCCUCUGCCUUUGUCCGCAAUUCCGCCGCGGGCAAGCUCUCCUCUCGCGCCAUUCCCUGCGUCUUCCUUGGCUUUCCCACUGACGCGCCUGGCUGGCAGUUUUACCACCCCACCUCGCGCCGGGUUUUCCCCUCUCAGGACGUAACGUUUGACGAGUCGGUGCCCUUUUACCGACUCUUCCCCCACUGCACUGCCCCUCUCCCCCCCCCGCCGCUCUUCCUCGCUCCAGGUCCCCCUCCGGUAGACCCCCUUCCCCCUCAGGGUCCUGCUCCUUCAGGUGUCUCUCAAGUAGACCCGCUUCCCCUAGCUGAGCCUGUCGAGGUCUCUGGUUACUCAGGUGCCGCUGGGGGUGGUACUACUCGUGGUGCUGAGCUAUGGGGUGCUGAGCCUGGGGGUGCUGCGUCUGAGGGUGCUGAGCCUGGGGGUGCUGAGCCUGGGGGUGCUACUUCUAGGGGUGCUGAGCCUGGGGGUGAUGCUUUUGGUGGUGCUGAGCCUGGGGGUGCUGAGCCUGGGGGUGCUGAACCAAGGGGUGCUGAGCCUGGUGGAGCUGGCGCACUCGCCUCCGACGCACCGCUGCUGGAGCUGGAGGCACUGACACUGGAGGCGCUGGAGCUAGAGGCGCUGGAGCUGGAGGCACUGACGCUGGAGCCGCUGGAGCUGGAGGCGCUGGAGCUGGAGGCGCUGGCACUGGAGGCGCUGGAGCUGGAGGCGCUGGAGCUGGAGGCACUGACGCUGGAGGCGCUGACACUGGAGGCGCUAAAGCCGGAGGCGCUGGAGCUGGAGGCACUGACACAGGAGGCGCUGGAGCUGGAGGCACUGGAGCUGGAGGCGCUGGCACUGGAGGCGCUGGAGCUGGAGGCACUGGAGCUGGAGGCACUGGAGCCGGAGGCACUGGAGCUGGAGUUUCUGUGCAGCAGCGACCACGCGCCGCUGCCUGCUCCCCUUCCUUACAUAGAGCAGCCAGAGUCCUUGACAGAGCGUCAUGAGCCUGCGUCUCGUCCUUCCUCCCCUGUUCGUACCGUUCGCUGUUCUCAUCGUGUCCUGCGUCCGCAUCCUCCUCCUGUGCCACGCACUCGCACUAUGGCACUUCGUCCUUCCUCUGUUCCGCAGCGUGUCCCUCUGCCGUCUCCUCUUGCGUCCUCUCUUCCUGUAGUUCCGGACCCUGAGUCUGACGCUGUUCGUGCUGCUCACCCUACUGUCACGCGUCUCCUGGCUACAGUCGUCACUGACCCGUCGUUUGAGUCUGCUGCUGCGUCUGCCUUAGUUGCUGAGCUCGUGGACUUUGCUGCUGCGUCUCGUCUAGACUACGCUGCCAGUCUUGUCGCUGAGUCUGAGUCUGUCUGUCCUCCGUCCGUCGGGGGUGUGUGUGCUCUUGGCACGGACGUCCUUGAGGACAGGCAGGAGGACUUUGAGUGUCUUGCGGCUGCUGUACCUCAUCUCACGGCCUGGCUGCUUGCACCUGAGGGAGACCCAGAUGCACUGGACAUCCCGACCCCGCACUCUUACCGAGAGGCGAUUACGGGUCCCUACUCCUCUCAGUGGCAGACAGCCAUGGACGCCGAGAUGGCAUCCUGGAAGUCCACAGGCACCUACGUCGACGAGGUCCCCCCUCCUGGGGCGAACAUAGUCGAUGGCAUGUGGAUUUUCAGGGGCAGCCUGCACGAGGAGAUCUGGCUGCGCCGCCCACCUGGCUUCACUGGGUCGUUCCCUUCUGGUACCCAGUGGAGCCUCCGGCGGCCAGUCUACGGUCUCCGCCAGGCGCCUCGUGAGUGGCACGAGACACUGAGGACUACGCUUUUGACUCUCGGGUUUGCUCCGUCCUUUGCUUACUCGCCCCUGUUUCUGCGCACCGACACUUCGCUGCUGCCGUUCUACAUCCUCGUGUACGUCGACGACUUUGUCUUUGCCACUGCUGACACUGAGGCACUGGCCCUUGUGAAUUGUGAGGCUGAGAUCUACGCAGGAGCCAUGGCUGCACAGGAGUUACGCUGGCUCACCUACCUGCUGACCGACUUGGGAGAGCGGCCUCGUUCUCCUCCAGUUCUGUACGUAGACAACAAGGCUGCUAUUGCCUUGUGUCAGGAGCACAGACUGGAGCACAGAACGAAGCACAUCGCUUUACGCUACUUCCUUGCUCAAGAGCUGCAGCAGCGUGGUCAGGUUCGCAUGGCUUACGUGGACACGCGGGCCAACACUGCUGAUAUAUUCACCAAGGCACUUCUGCCUAGUGAUCAUCAGCGUCACUGCACUACUUUAGGGCUCGUGUCCACUUUCUCUCACUUGCUCACUGCUUGA
Molecule: messenger RNA, 4728 nt
Organism: Closterium sp. Yama58-4
Lineage: Eukaryota; Viridiplantae; Streptophyta; Zygnematophyceae; Desmidiales; Closteriaceae
Source: the annotation of a GenBank genome assembly